UAAAACAAAAGCAUCAACGGAUACUGAUAUUAUUAAUAAAUUGCUUGGAAAAGGAUACGAUUGGCGAGUACGACCACCUGGGACAAAUCUUAGUAUUACUGGUGGUCACGGACCUGUAGUUGUUGCUGUUAACAUGCUAAUACGAAGCAUAUCAAAAAUAGAUGAUGUAAAUAUGGAAUACAGUGUUCAGUUGACAUUUCGAGAAAGUUGGGUAGAUGGACGAUUAGCAUUUGGAUAUCCACGUGAUAAUACACCGGAUUUUGUUAUCCUUACAACCGGACAACAAAUUUGGAUGCCGGAUUCAUUUUUUCAGAAUGAAAAACAUGCUCAACGCCAUAUGAUUGAUAAGCCGAAUGUUCUUAUUCGUAUACAUAAAGAUGGUACAAUAUUGUAUAGCGUUAGGAUAUCACUUGUAUUAUCAUGUCCAAUGCAUUUACAGUAUUAUCCAAUGGAUAUUCAAACGUGCCUUAUUGAUCUCGCUUCAUAUGCAUAUACAACAGAUGAUAUAGAAUAUGUUUGGGAGAGUAAAGAUCCAGUUCAAUUAAAAGAUGGUUUACAUUCAUCGUUACCAAGUUUUCAACUUAGUAAUGUUACGACAACAUUUUGUACAAGUAAAACAAAUACUGGAACAUAUUCAUGUUUACGUAUUGUAUUAGAAUUAAGACGACAAUUCAGCUAUUAUUUAUUGCAAUUAUAUGCGCCAAGUUUGAUGCUUGUUAUUGUUUCCUGGGUAUCAUUUUGGUUAGAUCGUACCGCUGUACCAGCUCGUGUCACAUUAGGUGUCACCACUUUUCUCACUAUGACCACUCAGGCUUCCGGAAUUAAUGCCAAAUUGCCACCUGUGUCGUAUACAAAAGCUAUAGAUGUAUGGAUUGGUGGUAAAUGA
This is a messenger RNA of Loa loa (African eye worm), 886 nucleotides long. RefSeq lists its product as hypothetical. The annotation marks the transcript as partial. Gene Ontology annotation, biological process: chloride transmembrane transport; signal transduction; nervous system process. The record is from RefSeq and is a predicted model, not a curated record. Lineage: Eukaryota; Metazoa; Nematoda; Chromadorea; Rhabditida; Onchocercidae. The transcript is spliced from 8 exons. Gene Ontology annotation, molecular function: neurotransmitter receptor activity; chloride channel activity; extracellular ligand-gated monoatomic ion channel activity. Gene Ontology annotation, cellular component: neuron projection; membrane; synapse.